UUGUCUUAGUGGAGUUUUCAAUUUUGUCGUCAUGGAAUUUGACAGUGGAAUUAAAAUUACACAUGUGUUUACUGAACCUUCUAUAAACAAAAUUACAUUGAUCCAUUUAAGAUGAGGUUAGUUAGAUACCCCACUUUCAUUGUACACAAAUAAAGGGAAUACAAACUUGCAGUGGAGAAAGCUAAUCAAAUAUUUACAGAAAGAACUUUGCUACAAUACUCAGGUCAAGUAUGAUUCUUGUGUUCUAGAUUAAAAAAAAUGCAGGUUAACUCUAUCUUACAAGAUCCAUGAUGAUUUUCGCGGUAUAGAAUUGGGGGAAAAUACACAAUUCAUGUUUGGAUACACAUGGAAAAUCACAGUAACGUCAAAAUCACCUUAGACAGCCUUUAAAGCUAAGAAAAAUUAAUUCUGUCACAGUAAUUUUGGCUCACCUUAAUUUUUCAUUUUAUAUCCAAACACACAUGCAUAGAACUUAGAAGACUAAACGACAAUGACUUAGCCAUCAUUUUCAUUUUUCAUCGACUUGGUCAUCAACGUAACUAUACCAUGCACCAUACGGCUCUAGAGUCAAGUCUUCAUCAAGCUAGUUUUCCACACUAGAAUUAGACUGUGAACAAUGUCUGCCACAUUAUAAUGAGAUGAGAUAUCACCCCUCUUCAGUCAUCAGUGAUCAAACCAAGUAUGACACUUCCUCUGCAUAACUAUGCUCUAGCCAUUUUGCUUUUGGCCACAAUCCCAUUUGAGGGAACCAAUGGCUCCAACCUCAAAUCCCUUCACUUCUCUCUAUUUCAACAUGAAACCAUAAACAAAACAGCAUAUGUCAUAGUGAAUGGAGUGGAAGGAUCAGGAUUCACUGACACCACAGCCCCUUUUGGCACUCUUGCUGUCUUUCAGGACUCUUUGACUGUGACAGCAAAUAGAUCCUCCAAACUUGUUGGAAUUGCAGAGGGAACUGCCAUCACCUCUAGCCUCGACGGGCUUCGAUGCAUUUCAAUUGCCAAGCUAACUUUGCGUCUGAAAAAUCACAGAGGUUCUGUUUCCAUUGUUGGAGGCACUAAUAAUGCCAAGCCUUCAGAUCAUCCAGUAGUUGGAGGCACUGAAGAUUUCUUGUUUGUGCAAGGCUAUAUUACCACUUCACCUGUUGAUGUAAAGGGUGUUUCAGUUGUCUACAAGAUUGAGUUUCAUCUUUACUGGCCUCCAUAUGCAACUCAGACCUCAUAGACCUACUUUAUAUGGUCAAAUAACUUUAUCUUAGUCAGAUUAAUAGUGUUUAAAAUAAGUGAGUCGAGAAUUACACUCAUUUUUUUACAUGAAUUUUAUAAAUAAUAGACUCAGCACUUUCUGUUCCUCUAUUAUGGAGAUUGUGCGAAGUAGUACAUCAUUAGGAUUGUUCCUCUAUUAUUGAAAAAACGCUUAUGGAUACUCAUAAAUUUAUUUAA
Molecule: messenger RNA, 1439 nt
Organism: Lotus japonicus
Lineage: Eukaryota; Viridiplantae; Streptophyta; Magnoliopsida; Fabales; Fabaceae
Product: dirigent protein 11-like
Exons: 1
Coding region: 682-1221 (179 amino acids)
Source: RefSeq, a predicted model, not a curated record